AUGUAUAAGAAAAGUUCAUUCACGAUCGUGGUUGCGGCACUGGCGGCAUUCUUUGCUUCAUUCGCUCGGUCCGAGUUCCAAUUUACGGUGUUACCUAAAUACACCCAGGUGUACGAGGGAGAAACAGUUGUGCUAAAAUGUCGUGCAUUCUUCGACGACGAAAUCGACUUUUCCUGGACGCUGAAUGGAAAUCCCAUUCGGCUGGAUCAUCGGGUGUAUUUAAAUGGAUCCAAUCUGCAUAUAAACAGCGUUUCCCAGCGGCUGGACAGCGGGGAUUACGUAUGCCUAGCGACGGCUGAAUCCUCCGGAGCACGGGUCGCCACACCGCCAGCUAAGCUGGAAGUUAUUCGGACCUCGUCACCGGUGGUGCAGCUGAUGAAGCACGAAUCGGAAAAAGGUGGAUCGAUCGUGUUGAAAUGUCACAUCGGAAAUGGCAGCAGUUCCGGCGGUGCUCGAGAUGAGGACGAAACUCGCAUCGAAUGGUACAGGAACAACGAACGGCUCACCAAAUCGGCGCAUAUCGAUUUUCAGCGUCGGAAGCUGCACAUAAAAAAUGCAACAGCCAAAGAUAAUGGUGUCUACAGCUGUCGGGUUGUACUGCGGCGCGCGACGGUCCCGAAUUUCCAGCCGGAAGCACUGGCGAGCGUCAAGAACUACCGUCUCAAGUUGAAGGCCACAACUGCAGCAUCGGCAGCAGCCACCGGUAGCGGGUACAGAGCCGGAGGGAUAGACAAUACCUACACCAUCGACUGCACAAAAAACCAAAAUUCGUUGCUCUGCCGUGGAAAGCGAGGUGAUAAGCCUAUGGCCGCCGCCCUGACCGCUGCUGCUGCCUCUCCGCUGACCACGGCGGCCGAUAACCUAGCACUGCCGGUAGUGCAGAUCGUAGACCAGCCGGUCAAUGCGGUGGUUAAUGAGAGCGCGCCGGCAAUUUUUAAUUGUGGUUUCCAAACGUUCCCUAACGAGACGGCAUUCAUCCUCAAGUGGCGCAAGGAUGGAAAGGUAAUCCGGAAGUGGGACAGUGGAGUCGGCGAUCUGCUGGACGGGGACGGGGUAACCGAGAGCUCUAUGUUUCGGGACGAUGCUCGUAUUCAUGUUGAUAGAGGCAAUGGUUCACUCGUGUUCAAUUCGGUUAUUGCCAGCGAUGAAGGAAGCUACGAUUGUCAGAUAACUAACAACGGGACGGAGUUCCUGGUGACAUCCAACACGGCAGAGCUGCAAAUCAUUUCUAAUUUGCGGUUUACACCGAAGCCACCAACGACAAAGAACCUCGAGCUCGGUUCGGUUGCUAAGAUACACUGCAAAGCUCAGGGAACGCCAGCGCCGGCAGUGCACUGGUUGACGGAAGCCGGCCGGGCGGAACUACCGGAGUCGGUAGAGGAUGUCAAUGGUACGCUGAUAUUUCGCACAGUGACAACGGAUCAUCGUGGCAAUUACACUUGCGUUGCUACUAAUAGUCAGGGCGAAAUCAGUGCUUCGGUUGUGGUCAACGUUGUGGUGGCACCCAAGUUCGAAGUGGCACCGGAAGGCUCUAUACAGGUAGCCGAAAUGGGUACGGUUCACAUCCAUUGUGUUGCGACGGGGGAUCCGAAACCGACGAUUCAAUGGGACAAAGAUCUACAGUAUCUGCACAGUUCCAACCAGUCGGAGGAGAAUAGAUAUCGAAUACUGGAUAAUGGAACAUUGAUGCUUAGUGAAGUUCAUUUGGAGGACGAUGGCAAGUACGGAUGUACGAUAGGAAAUAGUGCCGGUUUGAAGCGAGAGGAAGUUCACCUGAUUGUGAGACCUGCCGAUAGUAUGCCGCUGCCGGAGGAAACUUCCGAGGAUGGCUUUCUGAUAACACGAGCUGUGCUCAUCACCAUGUCCGUUGCAUUCGCGUACAUAAUUCUGGUGGUUGGUCUUAUGCUGUGGUGCCGCCACAGGCGGGCCGCUCGGAAAGCUCGUCUUAACAUGAGUUCGAAGGAAAAUGGAGAUGUAGAUUUGAAAAACUGUGAAAUUGAGCCGUGUCUUCCGGAGAAGUCUUCCCAGGAGGGAAAAUCAAAGUCUUCCAAGAAGUCGGGUCACCAAAAGAAUGGUUCCAACGCCGAUGGACAGGAUAAAAGUGAUGAUACGGUGAAUUCCACCAAGUCGAAGAAAUCGAGCAGUUCCAGUGGCUAUCUGGAGCAGCUUUCCGUGCCACGAUCCAGCGUGAUUGAAACGAUGCAGAUAGGUAAGUGUGAUUUCGGUGAUGUUUUGAUCGGAAAAAUCAAGGAAAACGAUUGUCGGACGGCUACCGUGAAGGAAGAGUCACCCCGCGAACCGGUGACCGGCGAUGAAGUUGUUCACGCCGAUAAAAUGGUCACUGAAGAUGAGAAAAUUACCAAGAAACCUUCGAACGAAGAGUUGAACGAAAUCAAGCUGGAGAAUGAUUAUAAAUUGGUUAUGGUGAAAGCACUGACGAAGGUGAAAGACGAACAUUGUUGCUCCGAGUUUCGCCGACAGCUCGAACUGUUCCGGACCGUUUCGCACAAGAACGUAGUGAAGUUGUUGGGUUUGUGUCGGGACAAGGAUCCGCAUUAUCUGCUUUUGGAGUACACUGAUUGGGGUGAUCUUAAACAAUUCCUUUUGGCGACGGCGCCAAACACACCACCGAAUGGCAGUGUAGAAACGAAGAGCACUGCCAAGCCCCCACCGUUGAAUGUGCCACAAACUUUAGCCUUGGCGCAUCAAAUUGGCCGGGGAAUGGAUGCCAUCUACAAAGCUCGCAUCAUUCAUAAGGACCUCGCCACGCGAAACUGCAUUAUCAGCAGUGACUUUUCGGCCAAAAUCAGUCUGCCCGCGCUCAGUCGAGACAAGUACAGCAAGGAGUACUUUAAGUUUAAGAAUCAACUGCUACCGGUUCGGUGGAUGGCUCCCGAGUGCCUACAGGAUGACGAUUUUUCGAUCAAAAGCGAUAUCUUCUCGUUUGCGGUGCUGGUUUGGGAACUAUUUACUCAAGCUACCGAGUUGCCGUUUAAAGAUCUGAGCGAGGAAGAGUACGUAACGCAGGCACAAGCCGGCAAGCUGGAAUGGAAGGUGGCAGAGAAUACUCCCGAAGCGUUGCAUAAGAUUCUGACAACCUGCUGGUCCGUAAAUCCGAAAGAGCGACCGUCAUUCAGCCAACUGGUAGUAGCGAUAGGAAAUUGCCUGCAAAGCGAGUAUCCAAAGGAACCUACGGUACUAACGAUUUAA
This is a messenger RNA of Sabethes cyaneus, 3210 nucleotides long. It is a transcript of the gene otk, whose product is annotated as tyrosine-protein kinase-like otk. The coding region runs from base 1 to 3210 and encodes 1069 amino acids. Gene Ontology annotation, cellular component: plasma membrane; axon. Gene Ontology annotation, biological process: homophilic cell-cell adhesion; dendrite self-avoidance; axon guidance. The record is from RefSeq and is a predicted model, not a curated record. The transcript has 13 exons. Gene Ontology annotation, molecular function: protein kinase activity; cell-cell adhesion mediator activity; ATP binding. Lineage: Eukaryota; Metazoa; Arthropoda; Insecta; Diptera; Culicidae.